Micropterus salmoides (largemouth bass) is the source of this 1890-nucleotide messenger RNA. RefSeq lists its product as uncharacterized. The record is from RefSeq and is a predicted model, not a curated record. Gene Ontology annotation, biological process: DNA integration. NCBI's taxonomy places the organism in Eukaryota, Metazoa, Chordata, Actinopteri, Centrarchiformes, Centrarchidae. The transcript has 2 exons. The coding region runs from base 177 to 1268 and encodes 363 amino acids. Gene Ontology annotation, molecular function: nucleic acid binding.
UACGCCAGCUGAAUGCCUUCUUGGAUAAGGACAAUGUUCUCAGAGUGGGAGGACGAUUAUCUCGAUCAGCCUUACACCAUGACGUAAAACAUCCGGCAAUACUUCCGAAGAAAUCUCAUGUGUCAGCCCUUCUAGUCAAACACUAUCACGAGCGUGUACAUCACCAAGGAAGAGGCAUGACCAUGAACGAGCUGCGCGCAAAUGGAAUAUGGAUUCUUGGUUGCGGAAGUGCUGUCUCCUCACACAUUUAUAAAUGCGUAACUUGCAGGAGAUACAGAAGAGCCACAGAAGUCCAAAAAAUGGCAGAUCUCCCGGAAGAGAGAACAGAAAUGUCCCCUCCUUUUACCUAUUGCGGACUCGAUUGCUUUGGCCCCUUCAUCGUAAAGGAAGGAAGGAAAGAGUUGAAACGCUAUGGAUUGUUGUUUACUUGCUUAUGCUCCAGAGCAGUACAUAUAGAAACACUAGACGACUUAACAACAGACGCUUUCAUGAACGCGCUUCGAACAUUUGUAGCUAUUAGAGGACCUGUGCGUCAAUUGAGAUGCGAUCAGGGAACAAAUUUCAUGGGUGCCAGGAGACUGUUUUCUGAAUUGCUUAAAGGAAUUGACCAAGAACGUCAACGAGCAUUCGGUUGCGAAUUUGUAACGAACGUCCCAUCAGCAAGUCAUAUGGGUGGAGUUUGGGAGCGUCAAAUUCGAACUAUCCGAAGCAUCUUAACCGUUAUGCUCGACAAAUCCGCAAGCAGACUUGACACCACAUCGCUGAGAACGUUUCUCUACGAAACAAUGGCUAUAAUCAACAGCAGACCGUUAAGUGUUGAACAUCUUCAUGAUCCCAAUGGACCAGAACCUCUCACACCCAACCAUAUUCUAACGAUGAAAUCAUCAGUUAUUCUGCCCCCUCCCGGGCAGUUUUGCAAAGAAGAUCUCUAUUUGCGCAAACGUUGGAGAAGAGUGCAGUUCUUAGCUGAUGAAUUCUGGCAAAGAUGGAAGCGGGAAUACUUGCUAAACCUUCAACAACGACAGAAAUGGCAAAGAACAACACGGAAUUCACAAGUGGAUGACAUUGUGAUUCUACAAGAUGACAGCUCUCCAAGAAACGAAUGGAAGCUUGCCAGGGUCGUAGAAGUUCACCCUAGUGCAGACAGUAUGGUGCGGAAGUUGAAGCUACUAGUCGGAGACACUACUGAUAAAGGACAGCCACUAACUAAAAGAAUCUACCUCGAAAGGCCCAUUCACAAAGUAGUUACCUUACUUGAAUCUAACUGAGUCACAUACACAAGAUUACAUUCAUUCAGUCUUACAACACCUUUAAUUGACCUUCCACGUAUAGAAAUCCUACAUUUCAAGUUAAUUAGGGAUUUGGUGGGAGUGUAAGUGUUGUUGCAUAAAUACUUGUGUUUUCAUGAUGCACAGUUCAUAUUGCUGUUAUAAUUUCAUGUAACAAAUAUAACUUAAUUUGGUGUAAAGAUAAAAUGUAAUACAUGUUUAAGAACUAAAGGGUAGAAUAAGCUGCUAAAUGAUAUGUGGUUAACAGUGUAUCUAUCUCAUUCUGUAUAUUUACGUUUGUCCCGGAACUAAUGUUUUCUGUCUGUGUUACCGCUACAACGGUUUAAGUCGACACUCACUGCCUUGAAUUCCGGCGGAGCAGAUAGCUCCGAUGCUUGUUAAACUGCAUUAAAGUUAAAAAUGUGGUUUGAAGUUAAUGCAGACGACCAAAUGGACAUUCAAGAGACUUCAAAGAACUUAGUAACCUCUUUUCACGACAAGCGGCCAACGAGUUCUCACGGCGUAUAAGGCAUAUACGACGUUCAAGGCGUACAUGGUGUGAGGCUGGAUGUACCAAAGAGACCCGAUGUGCCCACAGCAAUAAACGCCCGUUGCAAAGAAC